This is a messenger RNA of Polychytrium aggregatum, 1101 nucleotides long. RefSeq names its product ER-to-golgi vesicle protein transport Sft2. The transcript is spliced from 8 exons. Gene Ontology annotation, biological process: vesicle-mediated transport. The record is from RefSeq and is a predicted model, not a curated record. Bases 305 to 979 code for a protein of 224 amino acids. Gene Ontology annotation, cellular component: membrane. Lineage: Eukaryota; Fungi; Chytridiomycota; Chytridiomycetes; Polychytriales.
UCCCGGCUCAAGAACCUGUCCCGCCGCAAGCGACUUUGGGCUGCACACCGCAUCCCUGCACCGCUGCAUCUCCGGAUUGCACUCGCAGCAUGCGCAUUCCCCAGAGCCGGCCCUUUCUCUGGGCCGACAACGACGAUGCUCGCCCGCUGCAUCCACGAGCAUCGUCGCUGCCACAUCGCCGUGAUGUCGCCUGCCUCGCUGUGAGCUAUCGCCACGUGACCCUCCUGCCAAGGAUCGGCUCGGAAACAUCAGCCCACAAUCCGUUUCGUCCGCCUCUCCGCUUCUCAGCAUUGUGCAUACCAGCAUGUCCAACAGCACCGAGCAAUCCUUCCGCGACUCGCUCCGCAACUUCAAUCAGAGCCGGGCCUCCAAUCGCCCGACUGGCUCUCCCAUCAUCCGGCUGUUCACCGACGGCAGCAGCAGCAGCAGUUCGGCGGCUGCCCAGGACGAUACCUCGGCGUUUUCGAGCCUCCUUGGAUCUGUCCGCACCGGUGCCCAGAAUGCCCUUUCAAGCGUCGGGCUCGUUAACUCGGCGGAGCAGGAGGAAAGCUUCUUCGGCUUGACCUGGACGCAGCGAUGUAUUGGAUUUGCAAUCUGCAUGGCUGCUGCAGGUUUCUCUUUUCUGCUGGCAUUUGUUACUCUCGGCCUCAUCGCCAUUUCUCCUGGAAAGUUUGCAACCUCCUUUACCCUCGGAAGUCUCUUCUCUCUCUUUGGCGUGGCUCUCCUGAAGGGACCCUAUUCGCACUUCAAGCAUAUGAUCUCAAGCGAGCGACUGCCUUUUACAGUGGCCUAUGUCGGAACAAUGAUCGCGACGCUAUAUUUUGCUGUCGGGGUUCGGUCCUACUUCCUCACCCUCAUCUUCAGUAUUCUUCAGCUGGUGGCGCUCCUCUGGUACUUUGCUUCCUACAUUCCCGGCGGCACCAGCGGUCUCAGGUUUAUGGGACGGGCCGCUGGCGGUGCCAUUGGGCUGCCUGUCUGAGAAAGCGACAGCACUGCCCUCUUGGAACCCGUUGGGAUCAUGCAUCCCUCUCCAACAGCGAUAGUAGAAAUGCGCCCUGUUUGAGCGAUAUCGCAAGAGCAAUACAUUCUGUUGAGUCGCAA